GUAAAAAUUUCGAAAUUCUUAGAAUUUCUGCAGCUGCUACAGCGACAGCAAAUUCUACCGCGUGAUUUUUAAAUUUUAAUUCAAACUUUGAUAAUUCCGUUUCAAUUUCUAGUAUAUUUCGGUGACAGUUUAAUUAAUUGACCGCUUAGAAAUCCCAUCGAACUAGAGAGGUAUCGUAUAUGAGACGAACAUCGAAAUGGAGAAUGUAUCUGCGUUUAUGAUGCAUCACGUAGUCAAUAAAUCCGCCGGUAAUCCAAACAAGAAAAACAAGAAACGCAGAAAAGCUCGUAAGAAUUCGCCCAACAUAUUAGAAAACGGCAUAACGAAGAAAAAAGAUCUCGUAGCUCGAGGAAAUCCGGUGAAAGCUUUGAAAAAAGUAAACGAAAAUAUCCUAUCACCUAAACCUACAGCGAGUCCCAAGAUCAAAGACAGUCAAGUGAAUAAAACUCCCUCUAAGAGUCCUAAAAGUAAAUCAUCCGAGAAUGAAAAGCUCUCGUCAGUUCAGCGCUCAACAUCACCGACCAAACAGCAGUCUCCGAACACUCCUAAGAUCAGCGAAACUCGUGUCAAAUCUACUCCAAGUUCUAGUUCUAAAAGUAAAUCAAUCAGUUUCGAAAACAGCUUCCAAACGAAACGACUUUUUGACUGGAUGAUUAGUCCCAUACAAGUUGACGAUUUCAUGAAGAAUUACUGGGAAAAGAAACCAUUACACAUAUCGAAACGUCAUUCCGAGUAUUCUUUACUGCUGAGCACACCGAUCAUCGAUAAUCUACUCCACUACAGCAAUCUAAUUUACACGAAAAACAUCGACAUAACGUUCUACACAGACGGUGUCAAGGAAUUACACAAUCAAGAAGGAGUAGCUAGACCACACGUCGUGUGGGACUUCUAUCUUAACAAAUGUAGCAUUCGAUUACUAAAUCCGCAAACUUUCGUUCCAAAUAUUCACAAAUUAGAUAGCGAACUUCAAGAAUAUUUUGGAUGUUUCGUUGGCUGUAACGCGUACCUUACUCCUCCUCAUUCGCAAGGCUUCGCUCCUCAUUACGAUGAUAUCGAAGCUUUCAUAUUACAAAUCGAAGGUAAAAAGCUGUGGAAAGUUUACGCGCCCAGAUACGAAUGCGAAAUGUUACCGAGAUAUUCCAGUAGUGAUUUAGACGAAGACGACCUCGGCGAACCGUUGAUGACAGUAUUGCUCGAAGAAGGUGAUCUACUGUACCUGCCAAGAGGCUAUAUUCAUCAAGCUUGUACCCAGGAUUCGAAUCACUCGUUACACAUCACGAUCUCAGCUUACCAGUGUAAUGCGUGGAUUGAUCUAAUGGAAAAAGUUGUUCCUAAAGCUUUGGAGAAUGCGUGGAAAGACGAUAUCGAAUUCAGAAAAGGACUCCCUUUAGAUUUCUUGAAAGCAGCUGGACUCGCAAGAAAUCCGGAUUACAAAGAUGCUCGUAUGGCGAUCAAAAGAAAUAUCAAAAACUUGAUUUACAAAUUAGUCGACCAUAUUGAAUUAGAUAGCGCCGUGGAUCAACUCGGCCAUAAGCUUAUGAAUGACGCUUUACCUCCUGUAUUGACCGAGGAAGAGAAAAAAUGCACCGUUUUCGGAGGAGGAUUAACCAUGUUUAGUAAAGGAGUGAUCACAGGUGUAGAGCGGUUCGAGUUCACCCAAGAAAUGGAAGUUGUUUUAUUGAGACAAUACGUGUCGAGAUUUGUCAAAGAAUUUGAUACCGGAAAGAAAGGUCAAAAUCGAAUCGUUUACCGUUUAUAUUACACUACCGAUAAUUCGUUAGAAUAUCAUGGCGAACCUACUUCGUUUUUCAUUAUUCCUAAAUCAUCGGUUAGAGCUAUUCAAACGUUAUUUCAACGUUAUCCAGAAUAUAUCCCUGUGGAAGAUAUACCUCAUCCUGAUGUUGAUGAAAGAAUCACUCUUAUGGCUGAUUUAUGGGAAAGAGGAAUUAUCAGAACGAAGGAACCGCUUUUAUAAAACAUAUUCAGAAUACCGAACAUUCGACGAUAGAAUGCGUUUUUUAUUUUUAUAUUAAUUAGUUACUGUUUGUUCAUUAUCUGUAUCUACGUAUGUAUUUUGUCUUUUACCCAUGUAUCUUAUUGUUUUCGACUUCGAAAUAACAAAUUUUAAUUUGAAAAUGAA
Messenger RNA from Planococcus citri (citrus mealybug), 2140 nucleotides. It is a transcript of the gene NO66, whose product is annotated as Bifunctional lysine-specific demethylase and histidyl-hydroxylase NO66. The transcript has 7 exons. NCBI's taxonomy places the organism in Eukaryota, Metazoa, Arthropoda, Insecta, Hemiptera, Pseudococcidae. The record is from RefSeq and is a predicted model, not a curated record. The coding region runs from base 197 to 1975 and encodes 592 amino acids.